AUGUUCGCUGACACGAACAUGAAAAAAUUUGAUGAGAUCGCCAAACACAACGCAAUAUCAAGCGACUGCAAAACGCCAUCCGGCCAUUGCCGCAGCCGCAGAAGCCGUUUCGAUCACUAUACAUGCACUGAAGCUGUCACUUGUUCAGAAAUAAAGUCCGCCGACAAUGUCUCUCAUCUAGGACCUCCGAAAGAGCGCAUUCUUGAAACUGAUUCUCUUGUUUUAGAAGUCGAUAAUCUUCGUCUGCAGUUUUUGUACUGUAGAUCUCAAUUGCGAACCCUCCAUGCAAUUCCAUUGCUCAAUGUCAUGGAUAAGAUGUCGAGAGACAAUUGGGAGAGCCUCAUGAAUCGAUCGCAAGAAUGGAGGAAAUUCGAUGAAAACGUCACUUCGGAUCAUCUGGAAACACUUAGCACUCUGCGCUCCAACUUGAACAACUUCCGCAUGGAGGCCGAAAAUGUAAAGGAAGAAGAUGUCGUCAAUUCCGAAAAAGAAUUCCGCAAUAAACUCGCUCAUCUCGAACAGCUGAUACUGGACUCCAGGAAUUCAAUAAUGGAGGCCCUGGAAAUCAGGGUUACUUCGCCAAAUCAACGCCACCAUGAACUCAUCACUGAACACCACCAAAACGGGGCCGAGGAAAUCGCACAGAUUCGCGGAGAAAACAGUAUAAUCGAGGAAAACAUAAACUUCACGGAAGGGGUGAAGAAGUCGGAGACCAUGAAGAAGAAUCCGAUGAAUGGAGAGGUUGAUGGCCAAGCUGUGCUCAUGAUUGAGCAAGAAAUAAGGAGCGCUGAGCAAGCCAUACACAACUUUGAGGAGAUAUUGCGCCAUCUGGACAAUGUGCGCUUGUGCCCUUUCAGAAGAUUCGGUCACGGAAACAUCAACAAAUACCACGAGCGCUUUAUGAGUUGCGGCUUUUGCAAAGCAAUGGGGUCCUCGUGCUCGAUUGCACCUAUAUCGACCCUUUUGAUCUACGACGAAGAGCGCAUAGAGUCGACGCGCAGAAACCAUCUACGAUACGCAGCGAAAGCCAGGUACUCCAUGAAGUUGUUCUUCUGGCGUGAGCCACAGUAUCUCAUUCGCUAUUUCGUUCAUUGUCCCGGCACAAGCCGCAAUCAGAAGGAGGUUGAGUCGACCGACAGAUGCAGACAGUGCUUCAAAUUUCUGUGUUCGAGAGGAUCGGCUUGCAAGAAGUACAUGACACUCUGCUUUUACUGUCGCGAGCGCGACCACCAUAGCGCAUUGUGCAACUUUCCGGACUACAGCGAUGAAGCCCGCUCACGCCAGGAUAACGCCUACGAAGGAAGAAGAAGAAACAUUGCCAAACUGGAAAAGCUUCGACGCGAGCUGAGGCUCUACGGGAUUCGCCCAUAA
Ostertagia ostertagi is the source of this 1371-nucleotide messenger RNA. The record is from the annotation of a GenBank genome assembly. NCBI's taxonomy places the organism in Eukaryota, Metazoa, Nematoda, Chromadorea, Rhabditida, Trichostrongylidae.